AUGCUGGAUUGGCCUUUGAAGGAUGAAUAUGAAAGGUUCAAGACCAUUAUUGCAAAUUCAGGGUUGGCUGAUGCUGCAGAGAACUCAAUGUUGGAACAUGACCGGGUGGCUAUAUCGGCGUUUGUGGAGAGACUUUAUCCUGAGACCGACACCUUCCAUAUGUCGUUUGGGGAGAUGACGAUUACCCCAGAUGAUGUUGUGCAGAUUGUUAGACUCCCUGUCCAUGGCAAAGGUGUUAGGGCUGAGUUCACAAAGCAGUUGGAAUGGACCAAACUUUAUGAUCUAACUAAAAAGUGUUUGUGUUGGGAUGAAGAAACAUCUACAACCGAGUUCAAGAGAUGCAUGAAGUAUAGAACUAGACAGUUCAACAUUAGUACUCUGAUGGAUAUGUUCAACGGAACCAAGGAAAAACAAGAGAAAGGAACUUUAACCGAUGAGCAAGUCAAACACGCGGACACCGCAUAUCUCCUAUGUGUAUUGGGAUGUGUCAUUUUCCCCAAUACCAGUGGAAAUCGGGUAGACACCAACCUUUUACAACUUCUGGAUCCUCUCGAGAAAGUGCAUGAGUACUCUUGGGGCACGACAUGCCAUGCGUGGUUGAUGGAAGAGUUGAGAAAGACGUCGAGGGUUGGAAUUAUCCAAGUGGCCAGGAACGUGAGUCUACUACAGGUAUCGUUUAUUAACUUUACAUAG
Molecule: messenger RNA, 693 nt
Organism: Papaver somniferum (opium poppy)
Lineage: Eukaryota; Viridiplantae; Streptophyta; Magnoliopsida; Ranunculales; Papaveraceae
Product: protein MAIN-LIKE 2-like
Exons: 1
Coding region: 1-693 (230 amino acids)
Source: RefSeq, a predicted model, not a curated record